Messenger RNA from Dalotia coriaria, 1935 nucleotides. Its product is annotated as glucosidase 2 subunit beta-like. Gene Ontology annotation, biological process: N-glycan processing. Gene Ontology annotation, cellular component: glucosidase II complex. The transcript has 3 exons. The record is from RefSeq and is a predicted model, not a curated record. Lineage: Eukaryota; Metazoa; Arthropoda; Insecta; Coleoptera; Staphylinidae. Gene Ontology annotation, molecular function: protein binding; calcium ion binding. The coding region runs from base 131 to 1723 and encodes 530 amino acids.
CGACAGGACUCCCCGGUCCCGUCAGUCGCAGUCAGUCGCCAGUACGUUUACGUGUAAGUUCUCAUCACUCCUUAGUCAGUACACCGGGCGAAACCAAACCUCAUUACCUCCGCAAAUCCUCAAGUUCACAAUGAAAAGACCUCGACCAACGAACGAAUUGAUUCUGCACGUUAUAGUUGCAGUUCUUAUAUUGAACAUAGCCAAAACAGAAGUGCCACGGCCGCGCGGUGUGUCCUUAUCGCGUGCCGGACUGUACGACCCCGCGAAGGACUUCACAUGCUUCGAUAACACACUAACGAUACCAUUCGCGCAAGUAAAUGAUGAAUACUGUGAUUGUGCCGAUGGCAGUGAUGAGCCAGGCACAUCAGCAUGUCCGAAUAGUAUGUUUCAUUGCACGAAUGCCGGGCACCAAGCGUUGAACAUCUUCUCGUCGAGAGUUAAUGAUGGGAUUUGUGAUUGCUGCGAUGGUACCGAUGAGUAUGUGAGUAAAAAGUGUCCGAAUACUUGUAAGGAACGCGGACAACAUGCCAGGGAAGCAGCUAGACUCCGAGCUGAGUUGGUCAAAGCUGGUAAACAGCUGAGGAAUGAGCUGAGUGCUGAGGGGAUCAAGAUGAAACAACAGAAGAAAGAUAAACUUGUUGAGCUGCAGAAGUCUAAGAUUGAAGCUGAGAGAGUGAUGAAAGAGAAAGAAGAGUUGAAAAAACAAGCUGAAGAUUUAGAAAGUGUUGCACUGGAAGAAUAUAGAAAGAUUGAGGAUGAAAUCAAAGCUAAGAAAGCCAUAGAAGAAGCAGAGAUGAUCAGGAAAGAAGCCACUGAGACUUUCGAGAAGUUCGAUAGCAAUGCAGAUGGAUUAUUGAGUAUUCCAGAACUGCAAACAAGGCAGCCAUUCGAUAAAGAUCACAAUGGUGAAGUGAGUGAGGAAGAAGCCAGGUCAUUUUUAGACAACAGGGAAUCAAUAAAUCUUGAGGAUUUCAUUGUUUAUGCAUGGCCACUGAUGAAACCAAUCAUGAUGCGUGAACAGGGCGUUUUUAAGCCACCAGUUGGUGUUGGUGAAGUUGAAGAAGUACCUUUGAAUGAUGCAAGAGAAGUUAAUGAAGAACCGGAUGAAGAACCUGAACCACCACAAUAUGACGAUGAGGAAGACGAUGAAGAAGAUGAGGAACCAGCCGAGGAACACCACGAAGAAGAUGAAACAGAUACAAAUACUAAAGUGGAAUAUGAUGAAGAAACCCAGAAACUUGUCAGUGAAGCCACACAAGCACGCAGUGAAUUCACCGACGCCGAAGCUUCCGUUCGCAACAUCCAAUCAGAAAUCACACGUAUCGAAGAAUACCUCCGUAAGGAUUUCGGUGCUGAUGAAGCAUUCGCUGCUUUGGAAGGCCACUGCUUCGAAUACACCGACCACGAGUACAUCUACAAGCUGUGUCCCUUCGACAAAGCCGUCCAACAGGCGAAAUCCAGCGCAAUGGACACACGUCUCGGCACCUGGUCAAAAUGGACCGGUCCCGAAGGAAACCCCUAUGAAAGCAUGCUCUACGACCAUGGGCAGGCCUGUUGGAACGGCCCAUCACGCUCCACACGCGUACAGGUCUCCUGCAGCAGCGAAAACAAACUUAUUUCAGUCGCCGAGCCGAAUCGAUGCGAGUAUCUGUUUGAAUUCAGCACACCCGCUGCUUGCUACGAAGUCGAACAGCAUCCGGACGAUGUCCAUGAUGAACUCUAAAGUUGUGCACCAUAUCAUGUUGGGCGACAUUGUGAUUUUACUCUAACAUCAUUCUCUACGCGAGUAAUAAGCAUAGUUUUUCAAACGGUUUUUGAUGUUUGUACCAGUCUUACGUUUUUGUAUGUGUUGAGAAAAUGAACGAAAUAGUAAACGCAUUCCUAUUUUAUACUGUGUGUACGUAAAUAGCAAGAAUAAAGAGCCCCAAGAACCGA